Messenger RNA from Adineta steineri, 1683 nucleotides. Lineage: Eukaryota; Metazoa; Rotifera; Eurotatoria; Adinetida; Adinetidae. The record is from the annotation of a GenBank genome assembly.
AUGAUUAAUUCAUUGUUACAAGUUUUUAAUAAUACAUCAUCAAAUUUUACAUGUUUAGAUGCAAACAAAGAAAGUAUAUUUGAUUUGAAUACUACUUUAUCAACUAUAAUUAAAUCAGGUUUUAUUGAAAAAUGGAUUGAAAAUAUAAAUUAUUCAUUAUAUUUUAAUCGUUGUGCACCAAAAUUGUGUUUCUACACAAUCAACAAACGUUUCAACAUUUAUUAUAUUAUAACUGCAAUUAUUAGUGUAUACGGUGGUCUUUCUACUGUUCUAAGUCUUAUAAUUCCAGCUAUUGUAAAAUCAAUAACUCAACAUAAUGCAGAAACAUCUCGCACAGAUUAUUCUUUUAGACGAUUGAAACAACUAAUUAUUACUUGGCUUCGACAACUUAUUGCUGCUCUUAUUGAAAUGAAUCUUUUUCGUUCAUCGACACGUCUUGAACCUUCAGAUAUUUAUCAACAACGAUGGUCAACUCGAUUGUACGUUAUUUUUUUGUCAAUUUUUUUCAUCAUUAUAACAAUAUACACAGCAGCAACAAAAGAAACAGUUCGUACAGAGUUAAUUGAACCUUCGUUCGAUGAAGUCUUAAAUGUUCAGCAACAAACUAAUUUAUCAUCACUUCAAUGUCCAUGUUCUCAACUUUCUUCACCGUUUAAAUAUUCAACUGAAUUGAUUCCUACCUAUCACGAAAUAUGUGACAGCGACUUCGUAUCGGACAAAUGGAUUCGUCUAAUGCCACCUUCACUUAUUUAUGCUCCCUCCUAUUUUGAACAAAGUGGACCUAUUUUUAAACUCCUUCAAUCAUUUUGUAAAUUAGCCAAGAUAACAAUAAAUAAUGCUCUUAAUAUAUUUUAUGCAAGACAAUUAGUUACUCCAAAUCUAAUCACCGAAGAUCUCUUCAAAUCUCUAAUGAUUUCUGAAGGCGAAUAUUUCAAACAUGUUACACCUAAUCGUUUUUCUUAUCUCUUGGAAUUCAUACGUCAAACAAUCAAAGUUAAUCAAUUUAUCUAUGCUAUAUACACAAAUUAUUUUAUAUUGAUGGAAAAUGGCACAGGGCAUGUGUUAGUUUACAUUCAUCCUUCUAAAGACUGGUAUGAUUUUAAUAACCAUAUUGAAUGUUCCCUUAUCUUUGACCCAGUUUGUAUAUUGCAAACAACUUUAAAUAACAUGGGUAUACACGGAUAUAUCAUGGGUGCACCUUUAUCUGGCUUCUACACAUCCGUAUUCUAUGUUAAUUCAUUACUAUUAACACAACUCCAAUGUUUAUAUAAUCAAUCAUGUGUUAACAUUAUUCGUAAUGUAAUUAAUGAAUCUUAUCCACAUACUUUCACAGCAUUAUCUCAAACAAGUCGCUUUCCAAAGAACGUCACCAUCGAUUUUCUUUCAAAGCAUUUAUUUACUGAGUCUUGGUCGCAAAACCCAAAUUAUAAGGGCUAUUUUGAACAAUGUCAACCUCAUUCAUGUUCGUACACAACCAAUCAACGACGUACUUUCGUUUUACUCAUGAUGACUGUCAUUGGUCUGUCUUCUACUGUAUCUAUUAUUCUUCGAUUUAUAUCACCAUUUAUUAUAUCUUUUAUUCUUAAACGUUGUCAACAAACUCAACAAACAAGCUCUUCUGACGAUAUUCAACGAGAUGGUAAAUAUUUUUUUGAAAAAAAUCUCUUGAAAAAAAUCUUUUGA